ACUUUGUUAAGCACUGGAGGGAUUGUAAUUCUUCGUGUUUGUAUACACUGCGCAAAAGUGGAAACAAUAAUAAUGGAAUUAGCGGCCAUGGUACAAAGGAAGAGGUACGUCUCUGUCUUUCUUAUUUUUUCAACUAUAACAUCUGUGCUCGCUGUAACGCACUAUUCCAUUCCCGAAGAAAUGGAUGUAGGCUCGGUUGUGGCUAAUUUAGCUGCGGAUUUGGGACUGGACGUGAAAACGUUAAGUAAACGCAAGAUGAGACUUGACAUCAUCGCGAAUAAAAAAUACCUAGAGGUGAACAAAGAAACUGGCGAGUUGUACAUUUUAGAAAAGAUGGACAGGGAAUAUUUAUGUAGCAAGACUGCUACUGCGUGCAUUCUCAAGAUGGAGGUUAUCCUCGAUAAUCCGGUGCGCAUAUUUAAUAUUGAACUUGAAAUUUUAGACAUAAACGAUAAUUCUCCUAAUUUUCGAAGGGAUACAAUACAUUUAGAUAUAUCUGAGUCUACACCCGCUGGCGAACGUUUCUCCCUAAGCAAUGCCGUGGAUCUCGAUAUAGGGAGCAAUUCUAUCAAAACAUACAAUUUGGCAGAGAAUUCCGAUUUUGAUAUUGAGAUUCAGACAGGUCGAGAUGGCUCUAAAUUUGUAGAUUUGAUUUUAAAGAGGACUUUAGACCGGGAAGAGCAGGCUGUUCAUAAUCUGAUUCUAACUGCAGUAGACGGUGGUGUCCCAGCGCGCUCUGGCACAGCCAGCAUCAUUGUUCGUGUGCUUGACACUAACGACAACGCCCCUAAGUUUGACAAGGAGAGUUACACCAUCACUCUCCCCGAAAACUCUCCCAUAGGCAGCCUGGUUGUUAAACUGAAUGCAACAGAUUCAGAUGAGGGAAGUAAUGCGGAUAUUACGUACUCAUUCAGUCUCUACACUUCUGAGAAAACACAAGAGGCAUUUAGUUUGAAUCAAAAUAAUGGCGAAAUUAGGGUUAAAGAAAUGAUCAAUUACGAAGAUUUCAGAAUUUAUGACAUGGAAGUCAUUGCAAAGGAUAAAGGGACACAUUCUCUAUCAGGCCAAUGUAAAAUAACUAUUUUGAUUACAGAUAUGAAUGACAACCAUCCUGAGAUAUCAAUUAAGUCUUUCCAGAGUCCUAUUAAAGAGAACGUGGCCACCGAUACCGUUAUUGCGGUAGUGAGUGUUAGCGAUAAAGACUCUGGGGACAAUGGUGUAGUUGACCUCCACGUCCCUAAGAACCUGCCCUUUACAUUAAGGGAAUCUUCAGAUAAUUAUUACGAGCUGAUUGUGUCAGAGCCAUUGGAUCGAGAAAAAGUCCCUGAAUAUGAUAUCACUUUUACAGUGAUAGAUAGAGGCUCUCCGCCCUUAUCAGAUAAUGAAACUAUUACAUUAGAACUGCUAGAUGUUAAUGACAACGUGCCUCAGUUCCCACAAUCAUUCUACACCAUACCGGUAAUGGAGAAUAACGCCCCAGGGGCGUUGUUGAGCUCACUUUCAGCAUUUGAUCCAGAUCUCCAUGAAAACCAAUAUCUAGUUUAUUUCAUAAUAGAGAAAGAAAUCGCGAACACGUCCAUGUCCAUGCUGUUCUCCAUUAACCCCGAGAAUGGGAACCUUUACGCGUUAAAGACAUUUGACUAUGAGAUAGAGAAAGAGUUUCUUUUUCACAUCGAGGCCAGAGAUUCAGGCGUUCCUCCACUGAGCAGUAACGUGACAGUUCACAUCAUUAUCAUGGACCAGAAUGACAACACUCCAGUAAUCGUCUCUCCAUGGCGAGCGCACGGCUCAGUGGUCGAAGAGAAGAUUCCAAGAUCCACUGAUAAGGGAUCUCUUGUGUCCAAGGUGAUCGCCAUUGAUACGGAUUCCGUGCAUAACUCGAGAAUAACUUAUCAGUUUCUACAGAAUACGGACGCUACUUUAUUCAGCCUUGAUCAAUAUAAUGGAGAAAUACGCACCAUGAGGAUGUUCAGCUACAGAGACGCGCGUCACCAGCGCCUAGUGGUGAUCGCCAAGGACAACGGAGAGCCUGCGCUCUCUGCCACCGUGACCAUCAAGCUCUCCACGAUAGAGACCGCUCUGAAAUCCUACGCUGACUUGACUGAAGUACCUUUGGAAUAUGACAUCUUUUCGGACUUGAAUCUUUAUCUGGUGAUUGGACUGGGCUCAGUGUCAUUUCUGUUGCUCAUCACCAUACUGGUUACCAUCGUAAUAAAGUGCCAGAAACCCAAACACAGCAAAGCAGCUCCUCCCAGUAGGAACAGUGUGGCCAGUGACAGGAACUCAGCCUUCGCAGAUUCCACACUCGUCUCCAAUGACGCAUACUGGUACAGCAUGUUCCUAGCGGAGACGCGUAAAGGGAAGCUGGUUGUGAGACAGCCGGCGCCAAAAGGAUCGCGGUACAUCGUGUCCAGUCUACCCAGAGGGACAGGAAUUUCACAGACCAGCGAUUCAGCUGCAUCUACACUGCAGGUGAGAGUUGUUUUCCUUCAUCUACAUGUGCAACACAUGCACUUGUCUUUACAUCCAAAUGGCAUCCAUUCGUUGCAUUAUUGA
Molecule: messenger RNA, 2556 nt
Organism: Sardina pilchardus (European sardine)
Lineage: Eukaryota; Metazoa; Chordata; Actinopteri; Clupeiformes; Clupeidae
Product: protocadherin alpha-C2-like
Exons: 1
Coding region: 73-2556 (827 amino acids)
Biological process (GO): homophilic cell-cell adhesion
Cellular component (GO): plasma membrane
Molecular function (GO): calcium ion binding
Source: RefSeq, a predicted model, not a curated record